UAUAAUACCCGGCUUUGUAUCAGUAGUUAGAGCAGACGGUCAGAGAGAGAGAGAGAGAGAGAGAGGAGAAAAAGGAAAAUGGCGUUGAGUGCGACAGUAAUCGGAGCUCUUCUAGGGCUGGGCACCCAGAUGUAUUCGAAUGCUCUUCGUAAGCUACCUUACAUGCGUCAUCCUUGGGAGCAUAUAUUGGGAAUGGGAUUGGGGGCUGUAUUUGUCAAUCAGCUAGUGAAAUGGGAUGCCAAGCUUCAAGAAGAUCUUGAUAAGAUGCUUGAGAAAGCUAAAGCCGCUAAUGAACGACGCUAUAUGGAUGAAGAUGAGUAGCUGCUCAAUCUGGACACAGUAUUUUCUAAGUGAUUGCAAUAUGGUUCCAGGCCAGCUUAAAUCAGUAAAAUUUUAACUUGAAGCUGUCAUACUUUUUCACCAAUUUUAGUUGCAUAUGUGUAAUAAUGAAUGUACCUUCACUUGUAGCUUCUAUCUAACUUUUUCAACUGCAUCUUCUUAUCUAUCUGAGUGAACAUAAUUUUUUUUUAAUUUCAAUACUUCUAUUUGAAGAAGUGUUGAAAAUCUUAAUGGUUUUACAGUUAAGCAAUUACUA
Molecule: messenger RNA, 595 nt
Organism: Amaranthus tricolor (Joseph's coat)
Lineage: Eukaryota; Viridiplantae; Streptophyta; Magnoliopsida; Caryophyllales; Amaranthaceae
Exons: 3
Coding region: 79-321 (80 amino acids)
Source: RefSeq, a predicted model, not a curated record